Messenger RNA from Panicum virgatum (switchgrass), 852 nucleotides. RefSeq lists its product as uncharacterized. Lineage: Eukaryota; Viridiplantae; Streptophyta; Magnoliopsida; Poales; Poaceae. Gene Ontology annotation, molecular function: nucleic acid binding. The transcript has a single exon. The record is from RefSeq and is a predicted model, not a curated record. Bases 1 to 852 code for a protein of 283 amino acids.
AUGAAGGAAGCCAGCUGCGACAACAAAAAGAUGGAGGCAUACUGCAACACAGUGCGCCGCCUUGAAGAUAAGUUCGACGGGCUCGAGCUCAACCAUAUCGCGUGCAUGUACAAUGAGGAAGCGGAUGAACUGGCCAAGAUCGCGUCAGGGCGGACCACCGUUCCCCUGAACGUCUUCACCCGCGACCUCACCAAGCCAUCCGUUGACUUCAAGAAUCCAGCAGAAGCCAUCGGAGCAGCACCCGAACCCUCGGGGGCUGCGACCGCCGAGCCCUCAGCCGAAGACCCCUCGGCAGAGGAGUCCGAGGCCAUGGACACGGAAGCCGAGACCUCCUCGGCAGAUGAGGCUGAAGCAAUGGAGAUUGACGAGGCCCCACCUCCACGUGACUGGCAUGCCCAGUCCCUCGACUGGAUGAUCCGAGGGGUCUUACCCUCGGACCGCGCUCAGGCGCAGCACUUCACCAGACGGGCCAAGUCCUUCAUCCUGAUCGACGAUGAACUAUACAAGUGCAGUCCCUCGGGUGUUCUGCAAUGUUGCAUACCCAUUCCAGAGGGCAAGGAGCUAAUCCGGGACAUCCACGCCGGAGUUUGCGGUCACCACGCGGUGCCACGAACCCUCGUGGGUAACGCGUUCUGGCAGGGAUUCUACUGGCCCACUGCAGUCGCCGACGCCACUGAUGUCGUGCGGACCUACGAGGGCUACCAGUUCUACGCCUGGAAGACGCAUCUCUCGGCUCACGCUCUACAAACCAUUCCAAACACAUGGUCGUUUGCUGUGUGGGGACUGGACCUCGUCGGACCCCUGCAGAAAGCGCCCGGGGGCUUCACUCACUUGCUAGUAGCGAUCAACUAG